This is a messenger RNA of Aspergillus vadensis CBS 113365, 1620 nucleotides long. Its product is annotated as splicing regulator NSRP1-like domain-containing protein. The coding region runs from base 46 to 1473 and encodes 475 amino acids. The record is from RefSeq and is a predicted model, not a curated record. The transcript has a single exon. Gene Ontology annotation, biological process: regulation of alternative mRNA splicing, via spliceosome. Lineage: Eukaryota; Fungi; Ascomycota; Eurotiomycetes; Eurotiales; Aspergillaceae.
CAGAAAACAAAUAUAUCAAUUCGACUGGGAAAAAUAAGGGAUAACAUGCCUCCCCCAAAGCUAGGCUUCGGUCUCAACCCUCCCUCCAAACCCACCUCUCGACCUAACCCCCCCGCGCCGAAACGCAAGAAACCUAUCUUCGGCGAUGACUCCGACGACGAUGAAUCCCAUUCUACUACCAGUGUCAAGAAAGGCACUAGCAGCGGCGGUGACAGCGGCGCAAUUGAAAUCACGACGAUAGGCGGCCUCGACGACCUCACACCUACCAACAACGAAGAAGAGGAAGCCCGCCCCACGAAACGCAAGCUCCUCGCUCCCGGCGCAACAUCAUCAUCCAGCGCACCCAAACCACCAAACACGAAACCGCUCAACAAGAGCUCCAUAUUCGCGGACGCUUCCGACGAAGAAGAAAAAGCAACAAACACACCAACGUACGGCCUCAACACCUCCACGAGCAGCAAACCCAAACCCAAAAGCAAAGACCUCGACACCACAAAACCCUACACGAACCUAUCCGCCCUCCACAGCAGCCGAAAACACGCGGCCGAAGCCUCCGAACUCGACCCGACAAUCUACUCCUACGACGCGGUCUACGACAGCCUACACGCGAAACCGAACAAGGACAAAAAGGCCUCAGACGAUAGCGAGAGCGGCUCGACGGUGCCGAAAUACAUGACGUCGUUGCUGCGCAGCGCGGAGAUCCGCAAACGGGAUCAAAUGCGAGCGCGGGAUCGUCUGCUCGCGAAGGAGCGCGAAGCGGAGGGCGACGAGUUCGCGGACAAGGAGAAAUUCGUGACUGCGGCGUAUAAGGCGCAGCAGGAGGAAUUGCGGCGGGUGCAGGCGGAAGAAGAGGCGCGGGAGAAAGAGGAGGAGGAGAGACGGAAGAAGAAUGGGGGAUCUGGGAUGGUGGACUUUUACCGGGAUAUGUUGUCGCGUGGGGAGGAGAGGCAUGAGGCUGUUGUGAAGGCGGCGGAGGAGGCGGCGAAGAAGGUGAAGGAGGGUGGUGGUGUUACUGAAGAGGAGAAGGAGGAGGGAGAGAAGAAGGAGAAGAGUGAGGCGCAGAUGGCGGAGGAGUUGAAUGCCAAGGGGGCGCAUAUUGCGGUUAAUGAUGAGGGUCAGGUGGUGGAUAAGAGGCAGUUGUUGUCGGCGGGGUUGAAUGUCGCGCCGAAGCCGAAGCAGACGCAGAAGGAGAAGGAUGCGGCGGCUGCGGCGGCGUCGAGGGCUGCGGUGCAGGCUUCGAGGUUUGGGGCGCAGAAGCAGGCCGAACGGGGUGGACAGCGUGCGCGCCAGACGGAGAUGAUUGCGUCGCAGUUGGAGGAGCGGGCGAGACAGGAGGAGGAGGCCGAGGCGGCACGGCAGAAGGAGAUUGCGGAGCGGAGUCGCAGUCGCAAGACGGAAGGGGAUGUGAUGAGUGCGAAGGAGAGGUAUUUGGCCAGAAAGAGGGAGCGCGAGGCUGCUGCGAAGAAGGCGUGAUUGUCUACUUUGUGAGUGGUAGAUUGCAUAUGGUUGGCGUUGGAUAUGGAUCCUGUAUAGUGUAUGAUAUAAUGAAUGAUUCUUCGGGUACUAAAAUGGUAGUGGCGAUAUUUCUGUCUUACGGGCGAACUAGCAAGUGGACUAGUA